This is a messenger RNA of Nannochloropsis gaditana CCMP526, 435 nucleotides long. RefSeq lists its product as uncharacterized. The annotation marks the transcript as partial. The record is from RefSeq and is a predicted model, not a curated record. The transcript is spliced from 2 exons.
CCUGGCGGCGAAUCUCCGUGGAAACGACGAAACAACGACGCGGGCGAGGUUGCCGGGCUCGGGGAGGGAAAAGGACUGGAAGGGGAAAAUGUCGAGGCGAAGAGGAGGAAGAGGGAGGGUUGUGGGGGUAGCACGGGGGAACGGAGGGCGAGAGGAGUCUUGGACGUGGUGCGGCGCCAGAUGACGGGAGAGCUCCCCUCUUCCCACCCUGCCUCGCGGAAUAAAGCCUUUGCCCUCAGCACCCUCCCCAUGGAAAAGCUGCUGGGAGGGAGGAAUGGGGAGGGCGAAGUAGGAGGGGUAAGAGAGAAGGAGAGCGUUCUGGGGGCGGCAUCAGGGGAGAGGAGGGGUGGUGAAGGGAAGGUCGAGCGCAACAAGCAGGAGCGAGACAAGAAAACGAUUGCGCGGAUUAAAAAGCUGAUCAAAUACAGACGUUGA